Sceloporus undulatus (fence lizard) is the source of this 1763-nucleotide messenger RNA. RefSeq names its product chymotrypsin-C-like. Bases 896 to 1696 code for a protein of 266 amino acids. The record is from RefSeq and is a predicted model, not a curated record. Gene Ontology annotation, molecular function: serine-type endopeptidase activity. The transcript is spliced from 10 exons. Gene Ontology annotation, biological process: proteolysis. Lineage: Eukaryota; Metazoa; Chordata; Lepidosauria; Squamata; Phrynosomatidae.
GACAACACAGUGGAACUCUACUAGUGACAGUACAAUGCAGUUCCACUGUGCUAAGGACCCCACAACACAGUGCCACUGCAAUAAGGACGUCACAAGGAAGCAUUGUAGUUUUCACCCACUUCACCUGGAUGGAGAACAUGAAAUAUAUUCGUUGAGAGUGUCCACAGUUUUGGAUUUUGGAUGAGGAGGAUUUUGGCAGCAAUGUACCUCCGUAGAGCUUCCCAGCCAGGCCUCCUCAAUCUUUGCGUUUCCAGGUACCGAAGUUACUUUAAGUAAGUAUAACUCUGAGGAAAAAUGGAAAUUGAAUAGUCAUUAAUUUUUUCUUGAGUUACCAUACGUAUCUUGGUCCAGAAUUUUUGGAUUCAGGCGCAUGCCCACCGCAUGUGGCACAUGGAAACCACAGACCCAUGGGCAAGGAUGAUGGCAACUGCAUUGGACCAAUGCAUUGGCAACAUCUAGUGGACCAAAGUUGCCAACUGCUCCUUUAUUCGGACCCAUCAUCCCCAUAAAAGAAAGAACCCCAGCAACCUGUGGCACUUUUCUUCCACCCAAAUUCAAUUCUUUUUCCAUUUCCGGAGGCCGCUGGGAAUCGCCAGCUGGAUACGCGUUUGAUCAAUAAGAGAACCGAUAAGAAACAAGGUCUUUGAAAGGAAUGAAACCAAAAUAAAACCAAGUCGACUCGAUGUAGAAGUCGAGGGCAAGUUUUGGAGCCAAAACUAUGGGUUUUGAUAUGAUUGAUGGAGCAUAUUGACCGUCAGAUAACUAGGCAAGGCCAGAGACUGAGCCUUAUCUGGCCUUGGCUUAUCUCCCUCCUCUUGGCUUUGCAUCAAACCCAACUUUUGGUAUAAAAGGACCAGGUUGACGCUGGACAAACCUAACCCAACCAUUGGUCGCCAUGUUCACGCUCCUCUUUGUGGCUUUGUUCCUGGGCUACGCCCACGGAUGUGGCAAACCGGCCUAUUUGCCCAACGUUUCCCGGGUCGUCGGUGGCGAAGAUGCCAAACCUCACAGCUGGCCUUGGCAGGUCUCUCUCCAAUACGACAAGAACGGCGCAUGGGCCCACACUUGUGGCGGGACUCUCAUUGACUCAAACUGGGUUUUGACGGCCGCGCAUUGCAUCAGCUCAAGCCGGACGUACCGCGUCCUUCUGGGCAAACAGAACCUGGUUGAGGAAGAGGCCGGUUCGGUGGCCGUCGCGGUGGAAAAGACCAUCGUCCACGAGAAAUGGAACUCCUUCUUGGUCAUCAACGACAUUGCCCUCCUCAAACUGGCGGAGCAUGUCCAGUUCACGGACACAAUCCAACCGUCUUGUCUCCCAGCCGAGGGCUCCUUGCUGGCCCAGGAUUACCCUUGCUUUAUCACUGGAUGGGGACGACUCUGGACCAACGGGCCGAUCUCUGACAACCUCCAGCAGGCCUUACUCCCCGUUGUGGAUCACCAAACAUGCAGCAAGCAGGACUGGUGGGGAUCCAUGGUGCGGACGACAAUGGUGUGCGCCGGAGGUGACGGCGUCGUUUCCGGAUGCAACGGAGAUUCAGGAGGUCCCCUGAACUGUGAGAGCGGCAACACUUGGGAAGUCCAUGGCAUCGUGAGCUUUGGAUCUGGUCUGGGCUGCAACACCGCCAAGAAGCCAACCGUCUUCACCCGCGUUUCCGCUUACAUCCAAUGGAUCACAGAGAAAAUCAACCAGAACUGAGCCGCCUGCCGUGGUGACGCCGCAAAUCCAUUCGGACAAAACCUCAAUAAACAUUUCAACGCAACGC